AUGUCUUCAUCGGCUUCCUUCUCCCUCUUCCCCUGUCUCCCCUUCGAGCUCCGCGACAUGAUCUGGAAACUCUCCCUGGAUCACAUCCCUCGCUCUACCGGGGAGCUCAUCGACCCAGGAAAGGUCAUCCUCCACCCCAUCCAGCGACACCACUGGCAGGCUCGUGCUGUCCUAGAACCGGGUCACGACCAGGAGGGCGAGGAGGGUGCACUGACGACCCUCAGGGUGCGAUACCCCAUCCGCCACUUCCAGGUGAACCGGGAGGCUCGCGCCGCUGCAAGCGCCUAUAUCACCAAGCAGGAACGACGAGGCGUCUGGUUGGAGGAGCACUCGCGUUGCGCCAACCCACGCCGGUGCGCCCUCUUCUUCGACUGGGAGCGGAAGGCGCUCACCGCUCCACAGGCCCUAGACGGGCUGGUGGGCGAUGCGCUGUUCCUGUCACUUGCAGAGUACCAGCGGUACUGCGAGUCCUCUCCGGCAGGGGGCAGCACCAGCAGCACCAGCGCCAAUGGGGCCGAGCAGGAGCAGCAGCAGGUGGUGCGGUGGGGAACCGAGUGGCGUUGGAGCCCUUCGGGGGGGGACAUUUGGUGGUCCCAAGAGGAGCAGUGUGCUAAAAGAUGGCCUCGAGAGUUCGAUCGGCUGAGGAUGGCGAUGGAGGAGCCAAAGGUGGCUUUGGCGGUGCCGAUGGAGCUGCUGCGGAGGGAUCCGAACGCCUUGACAAAUAUCCUGCGGUGGCAGGGUCCGGAUACACGGUCCGGGCCGCAGUUUACUGACCUCGUCCUCAUUGUGAAUGAGCUGCCUGACCGUGGGGACCAAAAUAUGGGGGAAGGGCAUUUGUGCGUGGAGGUCAUCGAGGAUAUCUCACAGGACGGGUGGAGAGAGGCUGCGGGGGAUAUCGGACUUAGUUGGAAGGAUUUGAUGCGCAUUUCGAAGGCGGAAGCGCUGGCCUGGGAUUAUGGUUCAUUCUGUAACAUAUUGGCUGUGCGGGUUGUUCCCUUGGGGUCAAGUACUGUACGGUGA
Molecule: messenger RNA, 1020 nt
Organism: Aspergillus aculeatus ATCC 16872
Lineage: Eukaryota; Fungi; Ascomycota; Eurotiomycetes; Eurotiales; Aspergillaceae
Product: 2EXR domain-containing protein
Exons: 1
Coding region: 1-1020 (339 amino acids)
Source: RefSeq, a predicted model, not a curated record